This is a messenger RNA of Camponotus floridanus (Florida carpenter ant), 5340 nucleotides long. RefSeq lists its product as uncharacterized. NCBI's taxonomy places the organism in Eukaryota, Metazoa, Arthropoda, Insecta, Hymenoptera, Formicidae. Gene Ontology annotation, biological process: axonemal central apparatus assembly; epithelial cilium movement involved in extracellular fluid movement. Gene Ontology annotation, cellular component: axonemal central apparatus. The record is from RefSeq and is a predicted model, not a curated record. The coding region runs from base 1 to 5340 and encodes 1779 amino acids. The transcript has 11 exons.
AUGUACCUAAUGGUACAGUUUAAGCCUAUGGUCGAUCCUACUACCAGAUAUUCACGAGGUAUAGAAUGCAAUAUGCUUUGCGUUAAUCCCUGGAAACAGACCUAUUCGCUGUCUCUGGCACGUAUGCUAGUUGGCACUCGUAGGUCCAAAAUACAAAACAAGGAUGAUUGGCGUGUCGCGUUGGACUCCAUUUUCAUCAACGAUGAUCGUUGGUGGUGUAUAACAACGAUGAUGGUAGAGACAAUUGUCGAGCACAGCUGCUACGUCUCUCUCUUCAACGAAGCCGUUGAAGAGAGGGAGCAGACGUGUAUUUAUUCCCUCAGCCAUCAGAAAGCAAUAGACACGGUGAAAACGCUGUCGAAACAAGAUCCAGAGAAAUGUUCUGCCAUUAUGGGUAUCUGUCAUUACGCGAACACGGUCUUAAACGAAAACAAUGGCCAUCUGUCCACCUGGCUCAUUGCACGGAUCAUAAAGUAUCUGAUUUAUCGCGCCAAAAUCGAGCAAAUCGGGAGACUUGAGGUACAGGAUCUAGACCGCGAAAUCGACGAAGAAUAUCGGGCAAUUCCGAAUAUUGCCGGCUCAACUUCUUCGCAAAACACUACCAGGUUCCGCAGAGCCCACAAUGACGACAUUGAAUAUGCAUUCAACGGCAAAGUCAAUGCGCGUUCACAUGUGGAUGACGUACCUUAUAAAGGACCGAGUCUCUAUGUUGUGCUUAGCGGGUUUCACGAUCCCGAUUUACCAGCAGAAUUGUUAAACAUCGGGAUUCCUCUGGUCUGCAUGUUAGAGAUUAAGCUUCCCGGUGAACAAUAUGUCGCGUAUCACGAGACGAAGGAACAAGAUUUCAUUUCCCAUGAUAAGACGCGUUUUUCCGAGGACUAUCGUAUCGACGUGAAUAAGCUGGACGAAUUUUGGACGAUUACACGCGAGAGAUUCGCUAAUCUAUCCGUGUAUCCGAUAUAUUCCGACAUAGCCAGUCUCACCCUUUCUCCCGCAGCCCUACCAGAAACUUUAAAUAUCACCGAGAAAAAGUUUCUAAAACGGGACAUACAUGAUAGAGCACUUCGCACUUUGUAUCAUUUGUAUGAUCUUUAUCGACAACACGCGAAGUAUUUGAAAAGCAUGAAGCUGGAAAAGGGGAUCGUUGAUAAGAGAGAUGGAACAAUGGAUACGAAGAUCUACGAGAACGCGUUAAGUGAUAUACCUAACGAAUAUAUCAACGUACCAUUGAUAUUGGGCGCGAUACUUUUGCAGGUUGAAUCUAAUCUUGCGAGAUCUUACGACGAUGGAUGCGUCCUCGUCGAGUGUAAUGCGGGAUUUAGCGAUGCCGAUACGGGGCACGCGAAUACAUCAACGACAGAUGAACGAAUCCCCGUAUUCGCUGUGCGAGACAGGCUCAGACUGCUUGAUCUUGAGUACGAACUUAUCGAUGAAUACGCUGAUAAUUCCAGUCAAUCAUCACUGCCUUCUAAUCUCGAAGUUAUACCGUACAGAGACACUUUGAGCAUGAUCGUUCGUCAUUUCCUCGAUCGAAGAAUUGAUUUAGACGAUGCGGUUCUUCGCGUUUUGAGGGAUCCGAGAAUAAUUAAUACUUGGCAGAGUCGCCAGAUAUUAACUAAGUCCAAAAGCGAUAUGUAUUCCUGUCAUAUAAAUAAUAUCGCGCGUAUAUUUAAUCUAGAGCGAACGAUCAGUCGCGAAGAAGUUGCUCAUUACCUACAUCUAUUGAUGUUUGACAAAUUGAUUUUUUCCGAAGACAAUUAUGGUGCAAGAACAGAAUUGGUGCAACCGUUGAAAGAAGAUUUGUCGAAAUUAAAACACGCACGAUCGACGAUUAAGAGAACUCAUAGCGCAUCAAAUCUUACUGCCUUGUCUUCGCUGACUGUAUCUAGUCUACGCCGUUUCAAGAGCGAUUCCGAAAUUGAUUAUGAUAAGCCGAUAAUCGCAUUCACCGAGUGUCCGCUUUUAUUUGCGCUAACAGAUACUAGAGAAACUCUGCUUCCAGGAUAUUUGCAUGAAAAUGUCUUUAAGAGGAGAUGUUACGAAAGAUCGAGUCUCGAAGAAUACGAAGACGUCGAGUUGCUCUCAAGCCGUGUUUUUCUUCAGGUCAUUUACGAAUGUUUCCAACGUUUCGAUCGUCUCGCCGAGAGAUACUUUGAGCCGACGGAUUCGAUGCUCCUUUACUUUAGCAACAACAAUCGGGUGGGUGACGUGUCCGAGGAAACGCGUAUAUCGUCUAUACAUACGCCCAUCGGGCUUCGAGAAUUCUGCGAAUAUAUCGCGAAAGAGGAAGAGAAUUGGAUAGAACGGGAACAGGAGACACGCCAAUCGCGUAGGAUGGACCUGACAGGAAGAUUUAUGAAGAGACCUAUCGAGGUGGAAGACGACGCGAUCAUAUUCGCCGACGAGUGCUUCGUGCUUCCGGAUUCGUUGAAAGCGCGCUAUCUGAAGGAAAGUCCGGAUCGCGAUUUGCGAAAGAAAAUUUGCGAAACGGAGGAAUCCGAGGAAGCGACGGGGGAGGACGUUGAGGGGAGGAAAAUAACGGGACAGAAACUAAACGGGACGCCGACGACGGACAACGGAAGCAAACAGGCGGAUGGAAGAGUUAUGAGUGGAAAAACGUCGUUGAUGAAGAAAAAAUCGAGCACGAAUAGAACAGAUGAUGUCGAUACGUCCUUCUUAUUGACGGAAAAAAUUCUAUCAUCUCGAAGCGUUGAAAAAGACGGAAUAUACGACUUCGUCGGAUACGAUCUCGGUAGUCGUCUUCGCGUUCAAGUAAUUCAUCAUAGCAAAAAGUUUCUUUUGGACGAUGUAACGGUGCGAGUCGAAAUCGAGGACUGGCUUCACGGAGCCUUCGAUAUACGCGUCGCCAUUGCUCUACAACACUGUACUUUACGAUUGUGUAGCCGAGAUGGUCGCCGUCAAUCGGCGGACACAUUUCACUUAACUACGGAGGGAGGAAUUAUACUAGGUUUCUGUCGAAAUAAAGAAAAGGAUUUCGACGCAGUUGAGAGCUCGUUCGAUUAUCAUUCGCGGGCCUUCGACUUUCGUGCUUCGUGGCCUUCCGGGUUAUUGAUAGAACCAGCUAUCGGGGACGGCACAAAAGAUCCGUUUUGCAUUCGUCAAUCGUACGUUUCGAAACGUCUUGGGCGCGCAAGUGCAGCUCAUGAAGUCUGCCGGAACAUUCUCAGGAACGGAACCGUCUUAAAGUACAUGGACGACAAUACUGUCGUCAUCCUUCGUCCCAAUAGCGUCAUCGUGACGUGCAUGGAUUUCGACAAGUCACAAUCGUACGACGAAUCCAUUCACCAGACGACCCUAAAAGAAUUUUGGAAUAAAAAGAGCAACUCGGUGGCAGCCAGCGGCAGAGAAAAAGUCAUAGGUUCCACAGAGUCGCGUUCAAACGGAUCGAUCGUGGACGAGCAACCACCGAAACAACAUAUAUUGCCGUCCGAGAAACGCGCGACCGGCGGAGACGUCUCGCUGAUAAUAGGAACGAAUAAAGUGUUACGAUACUCCGUAGUAAAUUACGACGGCAGACACUACGAAGUGUUGAACGAUCUGGUUGUAAGUGAGCACGAUCGAUUGCUCGUUAGGACCACGUCGGACUACGAGGUCAACGAGGUAUUCACACGCCGCGCUGAUGGUACUGAUAUGUUGCUUCGUUCGAACGGAGAAUUGAUGGUUAUCUUUGCCGACGGCACGCGCAUCAUUACCGGUUACACGAUUGAGGAGCGACCAGUGAUUUGCGAGUGGUCGGAGAACGAGUUGCAGCGAUAUUUCCGAUACGAUGGCCGAAUUAACGUUGCCUCGUCCACCGAUGGCACAUUCCCGCCCUCGCAGCACGUUGAUUACCGGGAGAAACUGACAAGAGUAUCGAUCGCGGACGGUUUUGUCUCGAUCUUGUUGACUUUCCGCGUGGAACACAAGGAUUACACCACCGUGUCUUACGAUCAGUCAGCGGUUGGCUGUACUUUAUCGAUGCCCGACAAUCUUUGCGUCAGCAUGUCGGGAGAAGGUCAUUACGAAGUUUCAAUGGGGGACCAAGUUAAUCUGAAGGUUCGCGACGACGUGACACUCUCCAAGAUAUGUGCUACCUGUGGCAGAAGGUCGAUAUCGACUUAUAAGUUUCGGAAAUCGUCUGACGCCGACUCGCAAACGAUUCUCACGGCUAUCGGGAUUCUUGGGGAUGUGCUCGAGGUUAAAAGCGAUGGUACCGCGAGUUAUCGUCGGCCGUACAGAAGGCGCGAGGGCAACGGCGAGGAGGAAGGAGGUAGCCGGGGAGAGGACGCCAACCCGAGGACAAGAAUCCAUCGCAAACACGGACGAUAUUGCGAAAUGCUCAAGUUUCCUGCGAGAAGUCAAUACAGAAUUUUUGCGAUGAAUCGCGAUCUGACAGCUUGCGAGUAUCUUCAUCGAUCGGUUAGACGCGAGCGGGAACUGGCAGCCGUCUUCGCCGACGAGACGAGCGUGAUCCAGUAUCCAAUUUCACGUCGACCGGAACUUCGUCGCUUGAUUACAUUUGUGCCAAUGGAACCAGAGUCGGGAUCAAAGGAAAUAUCGGGGUCCUGUCAAUAUCGGAUCAGAUCUGACAAGCGAACGGGUUACGACGAAACUGAAUUACCGCGGAGUACUUAUUCAUUUCCGUACAACUGGCUGUUCCCCUUUGGCAAAAGAGAUCAGAGAGUUUCUGAAAGAAUCCAGAGCGAAGUUUUAGCAAAGCGAAAUGAGCAGCCGUUGCCCAAGUUAUUGCGAGUGCGCAUUUUCUUCGGCAUUAAAGAGGCAGAUAGAAACGCCCUGAUCGAUAUGCAGAGAGCUAUGGGACGCUAUUGGUUAUCUGUGUUCCGUGAUGGUGACAAAUGCCGGCUAUUUUGCGCGACUGGAAGCAGUCGACCCUGCGAAGUUGAAAAUGAUUACGGGAGUUCGGAGCGCAGCCUACGAGAGCUGGCUCUCGGCGUUAAGGGAAGCAUCGACGUCAAGACGUACGUCAGAAGCCUUCAGGGUAAGCUCAUUAAAGUGAGCACGAAAGCACCUCGGCAGUCGAGCCGUCUUGCGGAGUUACUUGUACAAAGGGGCUCGAUGAAGGAGGAAUAUAAGUGGUAUAAACAGUGCAUGAGGAAACGGAUUAUUGUGCCGUACUUUCGAAAUGUUGCUGGCUCGUGUUAUUCAUUAAUAAAGAAUCGUGUCGACGACGAGAAUAUUGAAGAAAAGUCACGAGUUCGUUGCACUCGUUUCUCAUUCAAGUUUUUAUCACUUGGUGAUUUUGGCACGCGUGGGCGGAAUACCAAAACGUCGAAGAAUAAAGUAAAAGUCAGUACUCUAAAGGAACGACAGCCGCCAUAA